AUGAGAAUUAGCUUAGGAUGGAUCCUUCUGGCAGGGAUUUUGCAAACAACAACUGUGAGGUCUGCUACGAUAGUUAAGCGUUCGGAUGGAAGGCAAUUGGUUUCAUUUCCACUUAAUUCUAAUAAGCAAGAGACAGAGGUGGUUGCGGAAAUGCCUCUUUUGUAUGAACGCGAUACCAAAACUCCUGAGCUUGAUGCAACAUUCAGUCCUUCAACAUUUGGCUAUUUUGUUAACCUCACCAUUGGAACUCCUGCGAAACAGUAUCAAGUACUACUAGAUUCUGGAAGUCCGUACACCUGGAUCACGGCGAACAAUGUCACAGCAUACAAUGUUAGUGAUAUAGGACUUGAUUAUACAAAUGGUCUUAAUACCUCCGCGCUACGUUCAAGUGUAUGCAAUACUUAUCAAUGCUAUGAGUUUGAUAGCUCCAGCAUGCACUACAAUAAUACAGGAAUGGUCGGAUACUUGAUACUGUAUGGCGACACGACAACAGUCAUAGGUCGAAAUGUGUACGACACACUAAAUCUGGGGAGUUCAGUACUUCCCGGGUUUCAAUUCGGAGUUACUACUCGCGAAUUUGAUUCAGCAAGCAUCGGAGCAUUAGGUGGAAUCGUUGGCCUUUCUCUUCCUCAGACUAUAUACGGGGUCAAUGAACAGGGAACCGUAAGCUCAUUUAAGGCUCCAACUUUUACGAAUCAAUUAAAGCAGGCAGGACUUAUAAAUGACACCAGCUUUAGCCUUUUGUUAAAUGACGCUGGCGGCGAGCUACUUUUUGGAGGAUAUGACACUGACAAAAUCUCAGGUGGGAUGCAUUGGCUUGAAGUUGCCAACACGAGUAUUGCGAAUUUCAACACGCAUCUAUCUUCAAUUAGUGUUCAUGUGCGCCAAACAAAUGGACAAGGUACAUCGCGAUCAACUAAGUAUACAGAAGCUACAGAGUCGCUAAAUACCACUGCUUUAUUUGAUUGUGGCACUUCUUCUACCGGACUUCCUAGUGAAGCAUUACAGAAAAUUGUUGAUGUGUACAGUGGUCAACUGAACAAUGGCAUUCCGUAUGUUGCAUGCAGUCGAAUCAACACUUCAGACUAUUUAUCUUUUCAAUUUAACAAACAGGUGUCUGUGAACCUUACGGUGGAACACUUCAUCUUAAAACGGUCCGUCGAUGGUAACGACAAAUGUCAAUUGGCAUUUUAUGCAUCCGACGGUUCACUUCCCAUUCUUGGGGUAUCAUUUCUUAAGAAUGUAUAUACAGUUUAUGACUACGAUGCUGGCUUUAUCGGAAUCGCACUUAUCAAAAAUGUUACAAAGUCUCAUGUCGUUAAGAUUCAAGAAGCUUUGAGUUCCUAUACUGCCGCUUCCACAUUUACGACGUCUUAUUUGAGAACUUGA
Messenger RNA from Schizosaccharomyces japonicus yFS275, 1389 nucleotides. RefSeq names its product aspartic proteinase sxa1. The transcript has a single exon. The record is from RefSeq and is a predicted model, not a curated record. Gene Ontology annotation, biological process: proteolysis. NCBI's taxonomy places the organism in Eukaryota, Fungi, Ascomycota, Schizosaccharomycetes, Schizosaccharomycetales, Schizosaccharomycetaceae. Gene Ontology annotation, molecular function: aspartic-type endopeptidase activity. The coding region runs from base 1 to 1389 and encodes 462 amino acids.